AGUAGCCGUAGAGGGAUAAAUCUCACACUCCGGAAGGUGGGCCACGGGGUUCGUUUGACAGAGAAGAGAAGGCGCCGAAAGAAGGGUUUAUUAAGGAAAAGGAAACUUGUUUGCACCCAACUCUGUCUGCUUAAAAGACCUCGCCCUCCUCUUUCUCUUUUUUUCAUUCUCUUUUGGAAGCUUACGGCGUGUGUUGAGGUCACGAGAGAGGCGUUGGAGCAGCUGCUGACACAGCUCACUCUGAGCAAACAAGGAUAUUUUAUAGGAAGUAAUUAAAAAAGAGGUGUUUAUCGUGAGUAUUAACGUUUCAUAUACAUCUUGUCGCUGUUUCUUUUUUAAAUUUGUUUUUGUUUUUUCUGUUGUUGUAGCCGCACCCGCUUUUUAGGAAUAGGAAACUUCUGAAAGCUCGUCCGUAACGAGGCUGCUGCGUCACAUCACCGCUGAGCAGUUCAGCGCCCACCACACGGACCUUUCAAAAUCUACACAUAUAUAUGUAUAUAUAUAUCAUACGGUUUUUGUUUUUUCUUUGUUUUUCAUGCUUUGGAGUUUUCCUUAACGCCGCUGCUCCAUAUCUGUUGUCUGUUCUCCCCUUUAAAAGGCCUCUUGCUGCUGCUGCUGCAGUAAAAGUCGUCCUCCGGCGUGACAAACUGGCGUUGCCCCUUUUUCUUUCCUUCUUCGAAGUGUCUCAUCCCCUCCUCUCUUUUCUAUUCUUUUCCUCGGUUUGUGUUGGUGGUGUCCCGCUGCGUACUUCCUGCUGUGUUGCCGUUACAGUUUCUCUCUCUUAUAUAUAUACUCAUUUGCUCUGUUGUCCUGGGUGCCGUUUUCUUUGGAUAAAUCAGCUAUCUGUGAUUUCAGUUUUUUUUUGUUUCUUCUAACAAUCAAAAGCCCACGUACGGCCACCAUGCGGCAUUCCUCGCUGCUGUGGCGGGGAAGAACACCGCCACCACGGCGACUGCCAUCGUCUGUGCCAGCCGGGGCGGGGCAUCUGCUGCUGCCUCGCCGAUCCCUUCAUGUGACCACAGCGGCGUGUGAAUCGCUGAACGGUUCAUGUAAACCGCACACGCAGACACCACAGCGGCGUUCUCCGCGUUGCACGCUGACCCUUUUAGGGCUCCGGCAACGAAGCAGCAGCAGAAGAGGAAGGAGUGCCUCGCCUGCAGCGUCUUCCUCGGUGUUGCUGCCGUCGCCAACAUGCGCGGAGAAAAAAUCCGACACUGCGCUACAUGGCAUCCGCUUUGCCCGAGGCGGGGGCGCUUCCAUGAGCGCUGCCGUUCGAACUCCUUUAACGAACUUUUUAAGCGCCGAUGUGGCCCGGGCGGCUUCCGCGCCGCUUUGCAUGAGUGUUCGCCGCGCUAGCGAGGCCGCCAGCGCCGGUGCCCCUCCUUCGACACACCUCACGGAAGGCAGCAGCGACCAAGAGGAAGUGCUCACAUCCUUCGGUGCCGACGGCGCACCAUCUGCUGCGCAGCGUUCACAUGGCGGCUCCCACGGUGCCCACCGCCGUCCGCCACAGCAACAGCGACACACAUCCUCUACGCAGUUCUCGAAUCGCGGCGCGGACUCUGACCGACACCAACGCCAUGACGGCACCAGUGCGGCCCCGGUCAGCAGGGCGGUACUCGCUGCUCGUCUCAUGCGACGACACCGACUGCACACCACCCAACCCUACCUCGUUCUUUCCUCCGGCGAGGAGGUGCCCGGCUGCAGCGGUGGCGUAUACCAUUUGCAAGGGCGUCUUGACGCGCGUGCCGCGGCAGGCGGGGCUCGAUCGAGCGCCUACGCCGGCCGCGUGCGUGGUGGCGGCAACAGCGUGCGCAUGGCUUCAUUUCCUUACCGCGACGGGUCUCCAGCUGCUUUCACAGCGGCAGCGGCUGCGGCGUCUCCGCAGGUGUGUGGGCACGACGCCGCCUACCGACGCAUGCAGGACUUCGAGCCGUUUGAGCGCCUGUUCCGCCGCUACCUCGAGCGUGGGCACGUUCUCUACGCCACUCAGCGCCUCCUCCACCACCCUAACGCACCGGCGCCGGUGGUACUGCUGGACCGGAUUCUGCGGCACCGCGUACCGGCCCCGGCGUUCGUCUCGCAGGCGCUGUUGUCCUCCAUGCACGGCGCCCGCACUGAUCGCAGCACGUCGGCCGCCGCGACCUUUGCCCUCCAGCGCGUGACGGCCCGACUGCGAACCGACGCCACGUGCCGCCCCCUCUACGACACCCCGGACAUCCGUGCCCUGCUGCUGGAGGCGACGCUGCGGGAGGGUCUCUUCGAUGUCGCCACGGAGCUGGUGCAGGAGACCCCAAACGAGUGGAUCACCCCGCAUGCGUGGUCGCUGCUCGUGCAGGCGGCCGGGCAGGCGAAGUUGCCACACUCACAGCUGCUGUGGCGGUUGCUGAGCAUCCGCGACGGAUCGUCGUCAUCGUCACCCGCUGAAGCGGCGGAGGCGGCGCGGAUGCCGAGCUCAACGGGCAGUAGUAGUAGUAGUAGUAGUAAUAGUAGUAGUAGUGGGCCGAUGCAACGGGUGCUGACCCGGGCUGGCGAGAGUGCGCUGCUGAAGCGGGUCCCGCUGUGCGGAUUGCCCUACCCGAUGUCCGCUGGGGCACCGCCGGCACCCCCGCCUCUUCCUCCGCCGUCUUUCCCCACGGCGUCAGCUGCAGCAGCUGCUGCUGUUGCUGCGUCGCAGGGUACGGAAAGUGCACAGCGCGGAGAGGCGUCUUUGGCGUCUCCCUUUUCCGCUUCCUCUGCUCCUCUUGCCGCGUCACCGAGCGCGUCGCGGUCCCCUGCGCCGUCCUCAAGGCUGCCGCUCGACGCGGUCCACAUCCCUGGCUUCGCCUUCGCCGCCCGCACCUGCGGCACGGUGCAGAUGCCGACCUUUCCCAGCAUCGGCGCCCCUCUCUUUCAAUCGAAUGCACGCCUCUCUGAGAGGAACACAUCCGCGAACGGAGAGGAGGCGGCGGCGGAGAAGGAUUCGGCAAGAAGCGCAGCCCCCGCCCUUCCUCCUCCUCCGUCGUCUGCCACCUCCGCAUUAGUCCCCAGCACCUUCAGCACCGAAGGAAUGCGGUGGUGUGCGCUGGGUCCGGUGGAUAUGGGCUACGCCGCCGAGCACUACAACAGCGAUACCGCGGCUGCUGCCGGUGACUUUCGCGCUGUCGGCGCUGCUGGCGCGCUCUUCGGCUUCAGCUCCUUUCAGUCGUUGUUUGCGGAGGUGGAAGAGGAGGUGCGGCGGACCGCGUCAACCGAAGGCGCCCCGUCGUCGUCUUCGUUGCCUCCGCGUGCGAGUCGGCGUGUGCUGUGGGAGACCACCGCACUCCGCAUGCUGCACCAGCAGCACGGCAUCGUCUACGGACUUGACGCGACCACGACGGCGCGUGUGCUGCUGCGCUGCGGUGUUGGCUUUUCUGGACAGGCCUCCCCGCUGCUGGCCCAGCACGUCCUGCGCCGCUACCUGCGCAGCUGUCAUGUCCUGCGGGAUGAGGUGGUGCGAGCACAAGAGCUGAUUGAAGCGCAGAUGGACGCGGAGGAAGAAGAAGCUGUGCUGGGCAGGCGAGAUCGCACGCCGCGGUCAACAAUACCCCUUCAAAACGCGUCGGAGACGGCAGCGGCAGCAGCAACGGAGGCUUCCGCUGCCACCACAACGACGGCGGUGACGACCGUUUCUCCGCGUCGAUCAGCGAAGGAGUUGCUGGAGCUGUACCCUCGCCUCUCGCGUGCGGUUGCCCCACACCCUUCCCCGUUUCUCGUCUUCUUCAAGGUCAUGCGUGAAGCACGCGAGGUGCUCUCGAACGCGGUGGACGAGGAAGUCGCCGCUGCCGCUGCCGCUCGCCGCUCUCGUACCAGCGGCCUGCGUGCGAACAGCUCGCUGCCGAUGGUCCACUGGGAGCUCGUGUGGCACGCCUUUCAGCAGCUGAACCGCGAGAACCCGCUUUGGUUUACGCAGAUGACCGCACAGGAGGCGGGCGACUUGUGCCAGGAUGUCAUCGAAGUCCUUUGCCACGGCGCCGAUCCGUGGCUGCCACUCAACGUGGCCCGCCGCGUCUCGCUCCGGCACGUCGUCGACGGGGUGGAGAUGGCGCUGUGGCUGCUGCACCGUCUGGACCCGUCGCACCACACGGAAGAGGCACGCGAGGUGGCCCGCAAGCUGUUCCGCUGGCUGCUGGUGGAUGUCGGACUCCAUCUCCAGCCGUCGCUGCAUCACCACCUCAUCCCAGCCGCGCGGGCGCUGAUUCGGUUGGGCCUGCAGGAGGAGCUGCGCGUCCUGUACAGCGCCGUGCUGGAUAACGUGUACGUGUUUCUCCCUGAGCACCGCGACGCGUUCAUUCACGUGCUGCGGGACUUGAUCUGCCCCUCCUGCGCGAGUAUUCUGCCCGAGAGCGACGUCUACGUGGAUCGUGCGUGCCCAAAUUGCAUGGCGGUGGUGCCCGCCAAGGACGCCGACACGAUCCCGAGUUUCCGGCUAUCGGCGGAGCAUGUGGAGCGGCUGCGGGAGCGACGCAAGCAGCAGCGUCAGCGCACGCGUCAGCGUCUAAGCGCCAGCGUCCAUCGUUUGCAAUCGGAGGACCACGACAGAGAGCGACGCCCUGCUCGACCACAACGUCCGUAUCACCUUCGAGGCCCACAGGACGCCGCGGACGUGCUACGGCGACACCUGCAGAGGAGCAAAGAGGCGGAAGAGGAGGAAGGGAACGAGGACGGCGGCAACGUGAUGGCGCUGCGUCUCGCGGAAGCCGCCACCCUGGUGCCGGGUGUGUCGGUGGGGUCGGACUACGCCUUAUUUCCUGUCGCUGGUGGUGGUGAUAGCGGUCAUGCGGCGGUGAUGGACGUACGCGCAGCAAUGGAGGAGUCCUCGCGUCGGCUCGAGCUGCAGCGGGCGGCACGUCGGUACGCCCUCGCUCAGCGCGGCGACACAAGCGAUGAUGCUCAACGUGAGGCGUCUUUCAGAGAUCGCAACAGCAGCAGCAGCAGCGGUCUCGUCUCCCCCUACCGCACCUCAGCAGCAAUGCCGACCACCCUGCCCAUAUCCGCGCAGGAGUUGGAUGCCGCGACGCUGAAGUACCUGUCCACGGCAGCGAACGCCGGCGCCCGCGCGUCUGCGGCGACCAACGCGGCGCACGACGGCGUGUGGGUCUGCGUGUGGUGUCAGGCGGAGAACACCGAGUGGAGCAGCCGCGUGCAGUGCAGCGCGUGCGGGGCGGAGACCGGGCCUGCAGCCCCGUGGCGUCACUUCGCCUACGCCGAUCCGGUGACGGGCGAUGUUAUGGCAGAGCUGCGCGGUCGCAUGAGCAACUGUGAGGAGCGGCCGGUGGAUGCGAUAGUGGCGGGAUACUUGCUCAUGGUGUACCGUCGCACCUUCCAACUGCGUGCGACGCCAGCUGAUCAGGAGCGGCUGCAGCGUCUCGUAGCGAUGCUGUGCCGCCUGCAGGAACGUGUGUUGGCGGGCUACGUCUACACUCGCCUCGUUCCGCUGCCGCAGCGACACGUAGGUGCGCUGCUCCAUCUUCUCGCGCAGACCUACGGACAGGAGAGCGAGGCCCGCUAUCGUGCCCUGACGCAGGACGACCUGACACGACCAGAGAAGGAGGGCGUGUUCUUUGAGGCGGUCUUCGGCCCUCAGACGUGUCGGGUGUGCUUCGGCAGCCACGACUGGCACCUGUGCCCCAUCGUCACGCGCGACUUUGCCGGCGCCGCGGAUGCGCAACAUGAACAGCAGCGCAGUCCCAUCAGUCUCAGUCCUGAGGAGAAGCAGCGGGCGGUGCUGGAGAGGCUGGCACAACGCAUUCAUGAAGCAGCGCAAUCUGCUGUUGCUGCCACCGCGCCGGCAGCGACGUCCCCCACCGCGUCCUCUUCAACCGCACGAAACCCAGCCGCGGCAGCAGGAAAGCCCAACGCACAGCUGGUGGUGAACGCGUACGUCGCCUUCGUCUCUUCUCCAUUCCGUGAGAUUUUUGCCGAGCUGCACGCUGACGACACAAAUGAGCUGUCGCUGCUGCUGAGCAGCCUUCAGCAGUACCGCCGUGCCGCCUUCGUGCUGUGCCACAUCCCCCUGACCCAGCGCUCCACGGCGGCCUACCUGCGGCUGGUGAGCUUCUUUAACGUAACAGAGGAGGAGGCGCUGACGCUGCUGGAUGCGAAGACGAAGGCACCUCACCCGUCGGACCCAACCGCAGCAUCAGCCACAUCAGCGACUGCAGCAGCAGCGCCGAAUUUUGUGCAGGUCACCAAGACGUGCUGUAUGUGCCUGGAUCAACGCCACGCCUCGCAUGAGUGUCCUCGACUGGGGGAAUGGUUGAGGGGCGUGCAGCGACUGGCGAGAGAAGAGCGGGAGUCAGCAGCAGCAGCAGCGGCGGCGGCGGCGAAGUCAUCCACAUCCACCACUACCGCGUUGGUGGACUCCGUCGGCUCGGCACGGCUGCGCCAGCGGCUGCGAGCACAGGUGGACGGCUGGACGACCGCCGGGCCGGAGCGGCUGCACGCGUUUUAUCGAUACCUGGUGGCCCACAUGGAGUUGCUUGGGCCGUCGAGUCGUGAUCGCCCCUCCGCCGCAUCGCCUUCUUUAGCAUCGUCUUCAACGGCGACAGCAGCUGCGGCGGCGUCGUCGUCACCGCGUCGAAUGGAUCUCAACGAUCCGCUGGUCUAUGCGGUGAACAAGACGGUGACGAAGCUGGCCAUGUUGGAGCGGCGCAGCGAGACCUAUCGCCUCUACGCCCACGCCCCCGUGGAGUGUGUGUCCGCCGCCACCACGUCAGCGGUGCUACGCAUGAAUGGGUUUGCGGAGGACAGCAUCCGCGCACUGCUCAAGGCGGACGAUUAUGAUGACGCUGCCGCGUCCUCGUCGAUGGACGACGACAGCAUGAGGGCUACGGAGGCGGAGUUGAUGAUGGCCCGCAGUGGCAGCAACGUGCAUGCAGUGUCGGCUGCACGUCAACGCGCGCCGCUCGCCGCCCGCACCGCUGCCGUCCCGGUCCAGCGCUGCUGCCUCCUGUGCUUCUCGUCUGCGCACGCCUACGUGGACUGUCCGGAGCUCGCCGCGGCGGCGACAGAGGCGGAGAAGCUGCUAUUAGUCGUGCAGCAAGUCGGCGGGAUCAGCUGCGUGCACGACGGCAUUGGCGCCGCGGCGGCGUACGUUUACAACGUGUACAACCGCGGACGUUUAUCAGGCGGAAUGGUGCGAUUGAAUCCGGCGUUGGUCACAGCGCUGCUGACGCUGGCGCGGCGGUGCUUCGCAACGCAUCAGCUCAGUCACGGCAUGCGGGUGCUGCGGCGAAUUCCGGUUGAAAUGGUGCCCCCCGCCACGGCGUACACUGACCUCUGGCGGGCGGCGGGCUUACCCGAAGAGUCGGUGGAACAGAAGCAGGCCCAACUGCUCGCGCUGUACGACGCGGAGGGCCUCGUCCCCUCGGUGGACUCGCCCCCACCUCGUCCGACCUUCUCGAACAGCUUCCUCUCGCAGCUGAGCCGUGUGCUGCACGACGACGUCUGCCGGCACUGCUACGAGCACGGGCACACCAUCGCGACGUGUCCGCUGUUCCACGCCGAGGUCAGCUUCGGCCGAGACUACGUUGCCGCCUACCGCAUGAGUAUGAUGUCGGAGCAGCUGGACCGCGCGUGGCAGGAGGCCUACCUGCUGAAGUUGGUCGACUUCUUUCGCACGCACUAUUUGUUUAUGCCGUACCACAUCGCCGGCGUGGCGAACGCGUUGAACGCUAUUACAGCGAUGUGGAGCUUCCGCGGCGAGCCAGGGAUCGCGCUGCGCAACCUACUGAUGAUCCCUCCCGCUUACCGCCGUCGACAAGCCUUCAAGCACGUUCUGCACGCUCUGCGUGUGCCGUCGGCGGACAUCACGCGCUUGCUGGGUGACUUCUACUUCGCACCAGAAAACAGCGGCGUGGGCGGCGGCGGCAACGGUAGCGGUCACAACAGCGCUGGCGGGGGAAACCCACAGCAGCAGCAGGAGAUGAUGAUGGCGCAGCACUUGCUGAUCCCGAAGCCGGCCAUUCGGGAUCUGGCGCGGCGGCAGAUCUUCGAGCAAGUUCCCGCGGCGAUGGUGGCCUUGACGGAGAGUACGGAGCGCAUGGCGCACAUACGCGCCAACCACGAGCGCCGCGGUGGUGCGGCUGACACACUUUCCUCGUCGUCUUCUGCGUCUGCUGCAUCUGAAAUGAAUGCUGGUAGCGGCAUGGGUGUGGGCAUCUCCGCACGCAUCGCGCAGUCUAUCCGACAGCAGCAGCAGCAGCAGCAGCAGCCAUCGCCUGACAUGGAUGGCGUCUCAGCAUCGUCCUUCAACUCACCCAUUCUGCGACGUGUGAUGCAGAGCGGCGACAUGGCGCAGCUGCGCGAGGACUUCGAUCCCAUUCUCGCUGAAUUGGAGAACGCCGUCGGCAUGCGUCUGGGCAGCCGGCACACGCUGUUUACCAGCGCCAUAGACAUCGUGGGCUCCGCCGCAGCGUCCACGGCGACGUCAGGCACGGCGGGCGCGGCGCGUCGCACCCGUGCGCCUUCCCCUACGCAUCCCUCAAGAGAUACAUCAUCCCCGUCAUCGUCAUCGUCAUUCUCAGCAGAGGUGAGCACGUCGUCUACCGGUCGCGGUGUAUCGGAGGCGGAGGUCGUCACGGAGGUGCAGACGCAGCCCGUCCAACGAGGCAAUCCCCAGCGCUCAGCGACACCCCGUUCUUCUUCUUUCCCCUUGCCCCCAAAGCCGCUCUCCGCCGCACAGGAGCCGCCGUUUUCUUCGUUUGCGCGUCAGCUUCGUGAGCAGCAGCAGGGCCAACCGCCACCACGCAGCCCAAGAGGCACGCAGCCGGUAAACGAGACAUCAGUGACUGCGCCGCAGGUUGGUGAUACCGCUACUACAGGAGGAGAGCGAGCGCCAGCAAACAGUGGUGCGGUGCCGCAUGCUGCGUCUCGCAUGAGCGAGGAUGAGGUCAAAUCUUCUUUCUCUGAGCCUUCAACACGCACGUCACGCGAACGGCAGCGACAGCAGCAGCAGCAGCAACAGCGAUCACAGGGACCAACGGAUCACCGCAGCCGCAGCAACAACCGCGACUACCGAGGCAACCGCAGCAACGCACAGCCUUACCGUGGAAGUAACCGACGGCAGACGCAGCAGCAAUCGCAGCGUCGUCACGAUCGCAGAGACGGACGAGGGAGUAAUACAGAGGCGCAAUAA
Molecule: messenger RNA, 9157 nt
Organism: Leptomonas pyrrhocoris
Lineage: Eukaryota; Euglenozoa; Kinetoplastea; Trypanosomatida; Trypanosomatidae
Exons: 1
Coding region: 1259-9157 (2632 amino acids)
Source: RefSeq, a predicted model, not a curated record